Setaria italica (foxtail millet) is the source of this 1708-nucleotide messenger RNA. RefSeq names its product probable protein phosphatase 2C 74. Lineage: Eukaryota; Viridiplantae; Streptophyta; Magnoliopsida; Poales; Poaceae. Gene Ontology annotation, biological process: protein dephosphorylation. The record is from RefSeq and is a predicted model, not a curated record. Gene Ontology annotation, molecular function: protein serine/threonine phosphatase activity; cation binding. The transcript is spliced from 3 exons.
CCGAUCAGCAAGCCAGUUUGACCAUCUCUAGCCUUCCAUAGGCCAGUUUGAUCUAGCUCUCCGGUCGGCGUUUCCGGUGAUGAUGCUGUACACCGUCCGGUUCCUCUGCUCCGUCGUCGCUGCCUUCGCUCGUCUCGUGCGCGAGCUCCGCAAGGCCAUCGCCGCCAUGGCUGCGUCGUCAGCGAUGAUGUCUCCGAUUCCCUCUGCACCAAAGACUGCGGCGGUGUCUCCCGUCGGCCUUAUAGCCACCACGCCGCUCCCGCUGCGCAAGAAGGCGCUUGCCACGGUCACCAUCCCGGAGAUGAAACUCCUGACCGCGCUCGCGCCGCCGCCACAGGUGGUUGCUCCUGAUGUGGAGGUAGAGCAGCAAAUGGAUAGCAAGAGGAGGAGGAAGGCCGAUUGGUUAGCGGGGAGGAGGCCGUCAAGGCUCGUUCUACCUGUGGCGGACGACGCCGGCGAGGUGGCCGCCGGCUGGGGCGCAGCGGCGGCGGCGGUGAAGGAGGCCGACGUGGAGGUUGAGGGGGAGGGUUUUUGGGUGGCGAGUAGGGCGGGACCGAGGCAUGCAAUGGAGGAUGCGUAUUCGGUGAUCACUGGCAAAAAUGGUGGAGAUUCCCAGCUGGCAUUCUACGGUGUGUUCGACGGCCACGGCGGCCGCGCGGCCGUGGACUUCGUCUCCCAGUGGCUCGGCAACAACGUCGUCUCUGCGGUGCUCGCCGCGGAAGGAGCGGCGACUACGCGCGACGACGGAGCAUCGUCGGCGGAGGCGGAGCACGACGCCGUCUCGGCGGCGAUCAGAGCCGCCUACCUGGCCACCGACAGCGAGCUCCUCGCGAAACAUCAGGUGCAAAAAAAGAUAGAAAGAAUGCUCGAAAUUGAAUUUCAAAUCUUCAAUAUAAUGUGAAUGAAAUAAUAACGUCGACGGUUUUGAUCUUUUGGACACAUUCAGGGUGCGAGCGGCGGCGUGUGCGCGGCGACGGCGCUGGUGAAGAACGGCGACCUCUACGUGGCGCACCUGGGCGACUGCCGCGCCGUGCUGAGCCACGACGGCGGCGCGGCGGCGGCGCUGACGGCCGACCACACCUGCGCGGCGGAGGGCGAGCGCGAGCGCAUCGAGCGGGGCGGCGGAUACGUGAGCCGCAGCGGCAGUGGUGUGUGGCGGGUGCAGGGCAGCCUGGCCGUGUCGCGGUCGUUCGGCGACUGUGGCCUAAAGCAGUGGGUCGUCGCCGAGCCGGCGGUGACACGGGUUCCCCUCGUCGCCGGCUGUGAGUUCCUCGUCAUCGCCUCCGACGGGCUCUGGGACAAGGUGAGCAACCAGGAGGCCGUCGACGUCGUGUCGAGGAGCGGGAACGCGGCGGCGGCGGCGGCGUCCGCGGGACGUUCUUGCGCGGAGCUGGUGGAGUUGGCGCGGCGCAGGGGGAGCAGGGACGAUGUUACUGUCAUGGUCAUUGACCUCGAGAGGUUUGUAAGAUAGAAGUGGAGGAGCUGAUGGUGACACUAACUGAGGACUAACAGGUGGAGAUUAACAAAUUUUAGCUUCUGAUGGAGGUGAAACAAUUUUUUUUUCUCUCUGCCCCUCUGAUAUGUAACUAAGUACAUGUUGGAGCUAGGAAAUGCAGUGUUUGGAGGGUGCAGAAGGAAAUUACUUUUUGGCAGGCAAAAUUGUAACUUUUUGGAGGGUGCUAAUUCGAAUGCUUGUUGAUGAGCAUAG